AUGACUAGGUCUACGAAUAAGGACCACGACUUAAGGCCGGAGAAUCCUUUCCGCAUCGGUAGAGUGGCUCCUCCUGCAGCUACCCAGUCCUAUUUGGCGUCUACCUACGAGCCUCUCAGCAGCUCCAAAGAGACAUCCCUGCACACCUUCCUGGUCGCUGAGGAACCCAAGGAACAGAUCAAUUUAUAUAAAGGCUACGGGAAUGUCCACUGGUAUGUCGACAACACAAAGCAAGCCGCUGCAUAUUAA
Messenger RNA from Rhinocladiella mackenziei CBS 650.93, 249 nucleotides. RefSeq lists its product as uncharacterized. The record is from RefSeq and is a predicted model, not a curated record. Lineage: Eukaryota; Fungi; Ascomycota; Eurotiomycetes; Chaetothyriales; Herpotrichiellaceae. The transcript has a single exon. Bases 1 to 249 code for a protein of 82 amino acids.